GUUUUUAGUUCGCUUCAUCUCAUAUUUAUGUCUCUUUUUAUCUAACAAAAACAGAAAUUUUCAGGGAAAAAUUAUAAAUCUGUGGCUGCUUUAGUCGUGUAUAUUUUUUAUUUACGUGUCAAAUUCCUCCUGGCUAUCUGCAAAUAAAAUUUGCAGCUCUUCACAUAGUCAAAACACAACUAUUCCUGACUGCUUUUAUAGUUAUAAACAUUGUAAAAUUUACCUUGUAAUUUUGACUUUCGCUAACAAAAACGUAUGGAGAAAGUUCUUUAACCACAGCAGUUGCUCCUCUUUUUAUUUUAGGUUUAUUUUUCUUCGUUUUGAAUAGUUUUGAAAGACUUUUAGACACUUUUUGCUGUUUGAAACUCGGCUCUCGUCGCAGGGCAAUAAAAAUUGCGUAUUGCCCGUGGGCAAUACGGGAAAAUCCUGCCUCGUCAGCAGCCAAUCAAAUUGCGCGAUUCAUCAAAACAAAUGCUUGCCAUAUAAUAAAUGUAUAUAUUUAUUGAUCAUUCAUUUUUAUAUUUGAUUAUUUCUCCAUGCAGCAUCUAGCGUUUGAUGCGAUUAUUCAAAUUACUACUGUUUUUAAAGCUAUUGGUAACGUGAAGGAAUAUUGGAGUAGGCGAACACAGGUAAACGAUUUGUUGUUGUUGGCCUAGCCUGGGAUGAUUUGUUGUUGGUAUGUUGUUGGCCUAGCUCUGGGAUGAUUUGUUGUUGGUAUAUAUGUUGUUGGCCUAGCUCUGGGAUGAUUUGUUGUUGGUAUAUAUGUUGUUGGCCUAGCUCUGGGAUGAUUUGUUGUUGGUAUAUAUGUUGUUGGCCUAGCUCUGGGAUGAUUUGUUGUUGGUAUAUGUUGUUGGCCUAGCUCUGUUUUCUAUACGAGUCAAAUCACUUGCUGUAAUUUUUGAAUGCUCCAUUCGGGAAUCGUCCCCAUGCGCCGCUCCUAUUUCAGAUCGUAAGUGAACAGAAAAUGCAAUGCAAAUUACUGAAAAGUACAGCUAAUAUGACAUGCUGUCCUUUUAUUUUUCCAGAGUGAAGAUAUGAAAGUUUCAAAAGUUAGUGUUGCAAAGCCUGUGGAACUUGAUUUUAGACUUGAUGAUCGUUCACAUCGAUCCAUUAAAACUGCUACACUCCAGUUUGAGAAAAUGGUAGGCACAAUAACUUUUUCAUUGUUUUCAAACUUAACUUGCCAAAAACAAUUUGCUUUAUGCGUUCACACAAUACUUGGUUCAAGAGAAUUCUUCAUAGUCCUGUUAGUUUCUUUUUAAUUAAUGCUUAAUGAAAAAUGACCUCUUCCUUUAAUUAACAUAUACUUUGUUUUCCAUUCUGUUGUUUUUCUUUUCUGUUGGUUUUCUUUUCUGAAAACCCGUGCAUGCAAGCAAGCAACUUUUCUUGACCUAUUUUAUGUGAGGGGAAAAUAUUGAGAUUUUUUCCCGAGUUUCCUGGGUAGUUUUACAAUCAUUUUCCUAAAAUAAAAGAAAAGUUCACGAAUGCGUAUUUAGAGCAUCUCAAUAUUUUUUCUUUCUGAAUUAGUCAUCAAAUAUUGGAAUAAGAAGUUUUCUGUGGAAAGAAUAUGGCAAAGCAUUUAUCAAACAACAUAGACUCCAUCCAGAUACGUACGUUCAAAUGGCUAUUCAACUGGCUGACUACAAAUUACAUAAAAGGUAUAUGUUGUUCUUGUUAGUUAAUAUUAAUUGAUUAAUUGAUUUGUAUAGGUAAUCAUGCGAUGGCGAAUACAAUUAUUGUACGAGCAACAUCGCAUGAUUACUUGUUUAUUAUUAGCAUGACAAAAUUGGAUAAUUCCCAAUGUCGACAUCAUAUUCUCUCGCCAAAGCCCAGUCCUGUCAGACUUUCAACCAAAAUUUGGUGCUUUUGUUCGUUUUGGGAAGCUCACUUACAUCACAAUACAACUCAAUACAAUAUAAUCUAUGUUAUUGUCCUCGUUUGUGCAAAAAGUGGUUCCGUUCUCGUCACGUGUGUAUUGCAUUUUACCGUAAACAACCAAUAGCUGAAUGUAAGGACCCCAUAAUUGGAGAUUACCUCUGUGGCUAGUCUCUGCCCGAAUUGUAUGUAAAUUUUGUAAAGUAUUAGUUUUAUUUAUGUCUGUUAUGUUUGGCGAAUCUUGUAAAAAAAAAAUUAAAAAAAAAAAAAUUUUAAAAAAAUGUUCGAACUCAGCUGUUCAUCCGUAACUGAAACAAUUGGUCAACCUACACAUUACUAUUGGUUGAUUUCGAAAAAAUACAAUACACCCGUGACGAGAUAGGACCCAUAUUUUUGCAUAAACCUACACAAACAUGGAUAAUGAGCUGUAUUUUAUUUUCGCCGAGUCACCAAACCAUGCAUUUUAUUAACUGUGUUUUGCUUUAAGUUCCUCUAGGGCAAUUUCAUUUGUGUUUAAUAAAUACCGCCAUUUUGUUUGUUUUGGGAAAAUCAUUAAUUGUACUGCAGUACAAUUAUUAAUGAAACAAUUGUACUCCUCUCAACCAAGCAGCAUCCAGUAAUUUUGUCAUGCUAAUAAUAAGGUUGGUUAUUGAUUGAUUGAUCGAUUGAUUUAUUCAAUAAUUGAUCGAUUCAUUCGAUUUCCACAUAUGCUUUAUUUAGAGUGGCUGCUACGUAUGAAACAGCUUCAACAAGGCAAUUUUAUCAUGGACGUACCGAAACGGUAAAUAGGGAAUUUAAAUAGUUUUAGUCCAUAAUGGACGUCCCAU
This is a messenger RNA of Paramuricea clavata, 2702 nucleotides long. The record is from the annotation of a GenBank genome assembly. Lineage: Eukaryota; Metazoa; Cnidaria; Anthozoa; Malacalcyonacea; Plexauridae.